Anguilla rostrata (American eel) is the source of this 1883-nucleotide messenger RNA. RefSeq names its product coactosin-like protein. The transcript is spliced from 4 exons. Gene Ontology annotation, cellular component: cortical actin cytoskeleton; actin filament; site of polarized growth. The coding region runs from base 507 to 935 and encodes 142 amino acids. Lineage: Eukaryota; Metazoa; Chordata; Actinopteri; Anguilliformes; Anguillidae. Gene Ontology annotation, biological process: regulation of actin filament polymerization. Gene Ontology annotation, molecular function: actin filament binding. The record is from RefSeq and is a predicted model, not a curated record.
UUCAAAAUAUAGGCGAGUUACAAUCGGUGCUAAUCGUUAAGCGUUGUCAUUGUAGGCCAACUGAGUAUAUAUUUUUUUACGUCUCAGUCGUGAUGACUAUCCUGUAGGUGGCGGACAAUCCCCGUGAAACUUCGACAAUAGAAGAGGGCGGAUUUAAUUCCUCUUUAUCCCCUGGCUGACCGUUAGGAGGUGAAAUCUGCGUCUCGCGGGGCCCCGUUUCGGCUCGUUCGGCAACCUGAUCACCAACGCCCAAAAAGCUGAGUGUAGGAAAUGAACAGAGCCGUGAGAAGAUCCGCUUUUUCUGCUCGCUGAGAAAAGAGCUAGCACCCUGUUCCGCGCCGCCUCAUAGCGCAUCUCCCCCGCCCCGCACUGCACAACUCGCUCACCUCCUAACUGGAUUUGGGACCGUCCGUUCUCAUACCUUGGACGGUUGGUUAUUUCACCUCGCCCAUUUACUCAUAGUCUUCUUUCUACGUUCACCUCUCCAUUGAAACCUCUACGGGAAAAUGGCAACUGAAAUCGACAAGGAAGCGUGCAGGGAAGCGUACAACCUCGUCAGAGACGACAAUACAGAUAUAAGCUGGGUUUCCUUUAAGUAUGACGGAUCCAAGAUUGUACCUGGGGGACAGGGGACCGAGUAUGAGGAGUUUAAGCAACAGUGCACAGAUGACGCGCGUCUCUUCGGGUUCGUGCGGAUCACGACGGGCGACGCCAUGAGCAAGCGGGCCAAGUUCACGCUCAUCACCUGGAUCGGGGAGAACGUGAGCGGGCUGCAGCGCGCCAAGAUCAGCACCGACAAGACCCUGGUGAAGGACAUCGUACAGAACUUUGCGAAGGAGUUCAUGGUCAGCGACCUGCGUGAGCUGGAUGAGGACUACAUCCGCGAUGAGCUGAAGAAGGCGGGCGGGGCCAACUAUGACGCCCAGGCGGAGUGAGGGGGCGGGGCAUCAGUCUGUCCACUGUCUAGAUAUGGGGGAGACAGGCCCACAAGACACAUUGGUACUUGCUCACACACACGCACACACACACACGCAAAGAUGCAUACACACACACACACACACACAAAUGCAUGGAUAGACAGAUACGCUUAUGUUCCCCUGUAUCAAACAUACUCUCGGACAAACACGCGCAUACACACACACGCACACCUAUACACACACACACACACAAGGCACAAACAGACACACAUACUCACACAGACACACACACUCACUCACAUGCACAUGCACAUGCACAGACACGCACACACACACACACACACACACACACACACACUCACUCACACACACCUCCCCUGCCCCACUAAUAGCUGCUGUAAUUCACCUCACACUCCUCUUGGCUGCAGUGACAUGCCUCGCUCCCCCCCCCUCCCCAACCUCGCAUCACGUUGUUGUCAUCAGGGGCGGGGUUUUCGCGAUAUGACCGUUGCAAGACCGCUUGUGUGUCCGUCCCAUGUGUGGUCGUGUUGUGGUUGUCGCGCAGAUAUGACAUCACCGGGCCAGUCCCACCCGUGCUGCUCCAUACAGCGGUUUCCUCAGUGUUAACUGCCCUUUUCUGUCUGUCAGCUGUUCUGUGAUUGGCUAUCCUCACCAUAGGGGGGCAGGGGUUCAGAAUUGAACCAAGUCUACAGCCUUCAAAUCCAUCUCACCCUCUCAAACAGGAAUCAGCGGGUGGGGGCCAUUACCGUGUCUGACUUAACUCCUUCAUUUGGACAGACCCCCCCUAAAAGGAAUGUUUUUUUUUAAACAUUAUUCUUUCCCUCUGAGAGUUUAACCUAGAUUUAUUUUUAUUGGAAAAAGGAAAUCUAGGAACUAGGAAGAGAGUACUGUAACCACCUUUUAUUACUGAUUGCUCAUUUCAGAAUAAAACAUUUUUUUUUUCAA